AUGGCCACCACCUCCGCCUACGCAGUGGCGGCCGGCGGGGAAGCGGCGGCGCGGCGUACCCUUCUCAGGCCACGGCCUCCGCCGCCUCGCCUCGCCUUCCUCUCCAGAACGCCCGCUCGGGGAGCCUCGAUCUCGCUGCCGACGGGGCUUCACCGGGCGGCGGCGGCCGCCGAGGGGAGGACGGGGAUGGGGGUCGGGAGCGAGGAGGAGGGGCCGGCGUGGGUGGAGCUGGAGCCGAUCGGCAGCGACGAGCAACUGGACCGGGCCCUUGCCGCGGCCCAGCAGCGCCGCGCCCCCAUCGUCCUGCUCUGGACAGCGAGCUGGUGCAGGAAAUGCAUAUAUCUGAAGCCUAAGCUGGAAAAAUUGGCAGCAGAGUACUAUCCGAGGAUUCUGUUUUACUGUGUCGAUGUCAAUGCUGUUCCUCAGAAGCUUGUGAAUCGUGCAGGAGUAACAAAGAUGCCUUCUAUACAGACAUGGAGCGACUCCCAGAAGCAGGGUGAGGUGAUUGGCGGGCACAAAUCCUGGCUCGUAAUUGACGAUGUCCGGAAGAUGAUCGAACAGGAGGAAUGAUCCAACAUGUGUUUUUGGCGUGCUUAUGGUUUUCUCGACAAGAUAUGCCUUUCAGUGCGGUAAAAUGGAAAACAUAAGAUAAAGGCGGUAUCAAGUUAUCUACUGCUACUCAGAGAUUAAGCUAUAUGUCUAGUCUUGUAUAAUCCUCAUGCAUGAACACCAAGGGUUAAGAGGGCUUCAGUUCUUGGAGUUCUUUUUAGAAUCUAGAGAAAUUGAGGUACCGGUAGCCGCAGGGAAAUGAUGCCCUUCUUGUAUCUAUUAUUUUAGUUUCUGAGAUUAAUGGAUGUUUACAUUAGUCGUUAGAUAAUAAAAUAUUGAGUGUUGAGUGUUUCGGUUCCAAUUAAUUCACUGCUGUGCUCAGUUA
Messenger RNA from Lolium rigidum, 934 nucleotides. Its product is annotated as thioredoxin-like 3-2, chloroplastic. The record is from RefSeq and is a predicted model, not a curated record. The transcript is spliced from 5 exons. Gene Ontology annotation, cellular component: chloroplast stroma. NCBI's taxonomy places the organism in Eukaryota, Viridiplantae, Streptophyta, Magnoliopsida, Poales, Poaceae. The coding region runs from base 1 to 570 and encodes 189 amino acids.